Microstroma glucosiphilum is the source of this 2434-nucleotide messenger RNA. Its product is annotated as amidase signature enzyme. Gene Ontology annotation, biological process: fatty acid catabolic process. Bases 217 to 2226 code for a protein of 669 amino acids. Gene Ontology annotation, molecular function: amidase activity; fatty acid amide hydrolase activity. The record is from RefSeq and is a predicted model, not a curated record. Lineage: Eukaryota; Fungi; Basidiomycota; Exobasidiomycetes; Microstromatales; Microstromataceae. The transcript has 2 exons.
CUUAGCUGCUUGAUUGGUUGAUGAUCGUGUGCUUCCGUCUCGGCUGCGAAGUUGUCGAUCCCCCCGCGUGCAGGGGCCGCCCGAGGUUGGACUCGCUGCACGCGCUGCUCCGCCAUACGACCUUCCGUCUUUCCUGUUCCCGUCCGUCCGUCCGUCUGCUAUCGUCUACGCAAUUUCCUGCUCCAUCAAUUUGGACGGUGAACUCACUACACUGCGAUGCUGUCUCUGUUCCCACCCGCCAAUAAGUACACUCUGCAGAUUCGCAAAGACCACAUCGAAGCUCGCGAUCGUGCUCUGUGCGUACCCCUGUCUGCAGACAACAAGUCCUCCAGUUCGAUUGCUUCCCUGUCGCAACUGCCUCCCUCUGAGGUCGCUAUCCAGGAUGGCGAUGUAGAAAUCUUAUCCUGCACUCUGCAGGAGCUCGUCAGCGGCAUAGCCGAACGCAAGUGGACUUCCACCCGUCUCUUACACGCCUUUAUCAGAUCAGCAAGACGUGCUCAUCAGAAGAUCAACUGCAUCACCCAUCCCAACUUCGCCGCCGCACUCAAGGCUGCCGAGCAGCGCGAUGAGCACUUUGCAAGCACUGGCGAGCUAGUCGGUCCUCUACACGGUAUCCCUUUCAGCUUCAAGGAGAACAAUAACAUCAAGGGUCUUCCCACCACUGUGGGAUACACUGCUUGGGUGCUUGAUGGCCCCGCUAAGAGUGAUUCGGCGCUAGCUCAGAUGGUACAGCAUCUAGGAGGCAUCGUCAUUCUCAAGACCAAUGUCCCACAGACGAUGAUGAGCUUUGAGUGCUCCAAUCCCCUCUACGGGCGGACACUCAAUCCAUGGUCUGCAGCUCACACGCCCGGCGGAUCCAGUGGAGGGGAAGCUGCUCUUCUGGCAUCAGAUGGAGCGGCAGCAGGCUUCGGAAGCGACAUUGGAGGUUCUCUACGCAUUCCGACUGGGUACUGUGGAAUCUAUGCCAUCAAGCCCACCAUUGGAAGACUGCCUGGUGCAGGGACUCGCACGGCUCGAAGCGGCUUCGAAGGCAUCCCCUGCGUCUAUGCCCCCAUGUGUCGCUCUACUGCUGAUCUCGAAUUCCUCUUUCGCGAGCUGGUACCUCUGCUGCACCCACCUUUGGAUUCUCACGUUGAGCCGCAUGAAGCGCAGAAGAAAUUUGGGUCCGAGUCUCUGCGACCUUCGCCCCUUCGCCCUGCGUGGUUCGAUCCGAUCAAGGUGAGCGAGGCGAGGGGUGAGCCUCUCAGGAUAGGCUACUACUCCUGUGAUGGUUACAUCAAGACGAGUCCAGCCUGCAUACGAGGAGUCAAGGAGAGCGUCGAGGCGCUGCAAGCCUCUUCUGACUACAAAGACGGCAAGCUAGAGCUGGUCGAGAUCGAUCCUGCCCGCUUGGACACUGUGGAAGCCAUGCACAUCUUCUCCUCGCACAUCACUUCCGAUCGAUGCGACGGCCUCUUGGCGCCGCUCAAAUCGCGCAAGAUCCGCGAAGCCAUGGACUUUGCACUCUUCCUACCGGUGUUCGCGGCAAGGGGAGCAGCGUGGAUGAAGAAGAUCCUCUACUGGAUCGUCAAGUAUGUCAUUGGGGACAAGGCGCUGGGAUACUUGCUCACUGCUGGAGGAGGCAAGACGGCUUCGCAGUACUUUGAUCACGUUGCAAGGAGAGAUCAAUUCCGUGCUGCAUUCAGGAAGAAGGUGUGGGACUUCUACCAACUCGAUGGGAUCAUCUGCCCUGUGCAGGCUAGCCCUGCCGUACCUCACGGAGGCUGUACGAAGCUCUCGACGAUGGCAAGCAGCACAAUCCUGUACAAUGUCCUCGACACCGCCGUCACCAUCUGUCCCGUCACUCGCGUGAAUGCUCAAUUAGACGCCGUCUCCCACAAAGGCUCUCCUCCCCCAGCCGGCUCUACCGACGCCCAACGGGGCGCAGGUGGGGGUGGGAUGACCCUCUCUCGCUACCAAGAGUGGGACGCCACUCCAGGCUUCUCGACGUGCUCCAAGAUGAACUCCUACUCUCUCUAUGGAGAAGGCACCUACGAUGCGGUUCAGAUGGCUGGACUCCCUAUAGGUGUGCAAGUGGUCGCGAGGGAGCACGAGGAGGAGAAGAGUAUCGGCCUGCUGAGGCUGCUGGAUGAGGCGCUGAAACAGUCAAGGAGAGAGGAGAAGGCGCAGUGGGGUCCGGGCCUUUUUACGAGAUUGGCAAUGGAGAGCGAGCGGAAGGGAUAUUAGACCGGCCGGCAAGGAGUGGGGGAAGGGCAAAGGGGGUGCCAUAUGGCGCUGCGAGGGGUCAGAGGUGAUGUACGCCGAGCAAGGGGUUGUAUUGUAUCUACCAAGUUCGCUUCGCUUCGCUUCGCUUCGCUUCUGCAGCUGCUUCUUGCUGAAUAUAUCGUGUAUCGUAAUAUUGCACAUCUUCUACCCAAACCCAAUCCUGUAUCGG